Molecule: messenger RNA, 6191 nt
Organism: Anguilla anguilla (European eel)
Lineage: Eukaryota; Metazoa; Chordata; Actinopteri; Anguilliformes; Anguillidae
Gene: ghra
Product: growth hormone receptor a
Exons: 9
Coding region: 619-2508 (629 amino acids)
Biological process (GO): growth hormone receptor signaling pathway; positive regulation of peptidyl-tyrosine phosphorylation; cytokine-mediated signaling pathway
Cellular component (GO): cytosol; external side of plasma membrane; growth hormone receptor complex
Molecular function (GO): growth hormone receptor activity; cytokine binding; peptide hormone binding
Source: RefSeq, a predicted model, not a curated record
CAAAUCUCACGUUUCGGACAUUCACUGCCCCUUUAUAGCGACCUCUCACCUUUACCACUUAAGAACAAAAUGCAGAUAGCGCUAUAUGACUAAGGACCGUUGACUAGACGUGCUUUAUUACUUCAAGUCCGUCUAGCAGAAAAUAUUAAACUCGAAAUGAGUUAGGCUAUAAAUCUAGCUCGCAGUUCUGUCGAUUUGGCGUUUCGCUAAAGGGGUUAUGCUGAAUGCUUGUCUGCAGGUGGCGCUUCGCUAUUUUGAAACAGACAGGCUGCUUAAAGCGUCGAUGGACACACUGAGUAUCUCGUUAUUUGUAGAAUAUAUGCAUCGAGAAACUUUACGAGCAGAGAACCGCAAGAUCACACACCGUUGCCUGGGUGGAGUCUGUGCGUUCAGUAAAGAUACCUUGAUUGUAAAGACAUGGCUGUGUGAGAAAUAGGGUCUUUCCAGAUUUCAAAAUCUUUUUUUUUUUUUGAUUUUGGUAGGGGGAUAGCUAUCCCCGUCAGCCACUAGCUACGACUUAGCAGCGUGCUGUCCCGAGUGUCCCGACCCAUGAACGUAUAAAGUGAAGGCGCCACGCAUUUCGCUGUUGACAACUUUGCGAUAAGGGGGGCGGACAACAUGGCCGACAGCCUCUUCGCCAUCCUCAUCUUCAUCCCCUGCCUGUUGCUAGGCGCCGGAGCCUCGCCGGAAGGAGGCGCGGAGACGCCGUCCGAAGCCCCCCCGCAGGGCCCCCACUUCACCGGCUGCUUGUCUCGGGAGCAGGAGACGUUCCGUUGCUGGUGGAGUGCCGGAAGCUUCCGGAACCUGACAGAACCCGGGGCCCUGAGGGUCUUCUUCGCCACUAGCUCCCUGCCCAGCGACUGGAAGGAGUGUCCGGACUACUCGGUCACCGUGCCGAACGAGUGCUAUUUCAACAAGAGCUACACGUCCGUCUGGACCCAAUACUGCGUCCAGCUGCGCGGCCGGGCCCAGAACGUCAUCUACAACCAGCUCUGCUUCCAGGUGCAGGACAUAGUGCACCCUGACCCCCCGAUCAGGCUCAACUGGACGCUCCUGAGCGUGAGCCGGUCGGGGCUGUACUUCGACAUCAUGGCGCACUGGGAGCCGCCCCCCUCCGCGGACGUGAAGAGCGGGUGGAUGACGCUGGUGUACGAGGUGCACUACCGGGAGAGGAACGCCUCGCAGUGGCGCACGCUGGACCAGGAGAAGGGGACCCAGCAGUCCAUCUACGGUCUUCUCACGGGCACCGAGUACGAGGUUCGAGUGCGCAGCAAGAUGCGCUCCUUCGAGAACUUCGGCGAAUUCAGCGAGACCAUCCCGGUGUACAUCCAACCCAUACCCACCAAAGAAUCCCAGUUUCCUCUCACGCGGGUCCUGAUCUUCGCCGCUGUGGGAGUGGGGAUCCUCCUUGUGCUCGUCAUCUUCUCCCAGCAGCAGAAACUGAUGGUGAUCCUGCUGCCCCCUAUCCCGGCCCCCAAGAUCAAAGGGAUCGACCCAGAGCUUCUGAAGAAAGGAAAGCUGGAGGAGCUGAGCUCCAUACUGAGCAGCCAUCACAUGUACCAGCCAGAGCCGUACCAGGAGGACGACUGGGUGGAGUUCAUCGAGGUGGACGCGGGCGAUCCGUGCGAGAAGGCGGGGGCGGAUUCGGACACGCAGCGCCUGCUGGGCUCCGCCCCCGGACACCUGGGCUCCCCCCCCGGAUUCCUGGGCUUCAAGGACGACGACUCGGGGCGCGCAAGCUGCUAUGACCCCGAGAUCCCGGACCCCGAAGUCCCCGAGCUGCCCGGUCCGGACCCCCUGGCCCUGCCCAAGCAGGGCCCGGGCCACGCCCACCUGACCCCGCCCAGUUCCGCCAGCCCCUCCCCCACCACCGUGGACCGCGCCCACCCGCUCAUCCAGACCCAGCUGGGCACCCAGACCUGGGUCAACAUGGACUUCUACGCCCAGGUGAGCGACGUCACGCCCUCGGGAGGGGUGGUGCUCUCGCCCGGCCAGCAGGGCGGCGCCCCUGAGAGGGCAGAGGAAGAGAAGAAGAAGAAGAAAGAGAAAAAAGGGGAAGAGGAGAAAGGGGGAGAAGAGAGAGAGAAGGAAGAAGAGAGGGAGAAAUCGAAGAAGAAGAAGAAGGAGAAUGAGGAGAAGUUCCAGCUGGUGGUGGUGGACCCUGAGGGCGGGGCCUAUACCUCGGAGAGGGACGCCCAGCAAAUCAGCUCCGAAUUCCAACCCGGUCAGGGCUACACCGCCGCCCCGCCCCAGGCACCCGCCAUCGGGGUCCCCACGGCGGGGUACCAGAGCCCCUAUCUGCUAAUCGAGGGCUCCCCCUGCCCCCCACUUCUCCCCCCUGUCUCAGACUAUACUGUGGUUCAGGAUGUUGACGCCCAGCACAGCCUCCUCCUCAACCCCACCCCUCCCGAACCCCAGAUACCCCACCCCCCGACCCCUGCCAAACCUCUGCCACCCAUGCCAGUGGGGUACCUGACCCCUGACCUGCUGGGCAACAUCACCCCUUAAUCACACCUGACCAGCCGCCCCGCCCCGCCCCAUCAACCUUCUCCUUCGGGAACCCCAAGGAUGGAGGGUCAAAGGGGGAUUUACCAACGCAACACACAGACACGCUCUACCAUUCACUGCUGGAAGCCAAAACUAUACACAGACUGUAUGAAUGUGAGGCCGCAGUCCAGCAGCAGACAGCCAGAGGGCGCCAGAGAGUCUGGCAUUAGAGUGGCAGUGAGGUCACCUCAAAGGACAAAGAAGGCUGUGUGGAACUUAGCCUCUGAGCGAGGAGGCCUGCAGACAGCUUUUUCACCUGCUACUCUACGUUUAAUCCUUUUACACACACACACACACACAAGCACACACACGCACGCUGGCUUAUGCUGACUGACAUACACGUGCGCACACAUGCACGCAUAUAUACGCACACACACAAGCGCGCACACACACACAAAGGGAGAUGACUCAUGCACAAUGUGGGGUGUAAUUAAUGCACCCUGGUGCGGGGGGCUACGACACAAGUGUUACUUAAUGUUCAUACUCGCAUAUAUUUACUGAGUUCUCAUAUCCCGACUGCAUAAAAGCUGUUUACAAACCCUAGUGGACAUUAUCUCUCAGCAAGGACAUGGUUUCAAAUUUUUUAUUUUUAUUUUUGUUUUGUUUUUUUUGUUUUUAAAUGUGCGUAGAAAGUUGAACUGUGAUUCAGUGUUCCGUGUUAAAACCCUUGCUGUUUCUGGGCUGAAACACCCCUUCCCAAUAUCAGCACUGUGAGAGACUGGUGUUUGCUGACAAGUGACGUUUGGUUCUAGAAUCCUCCUGACAAACGGACGAUCGCAUCCGAUUGGUUCCGACGUGUCACGUGUGAGGUGAGAAGAGGAAAAAGGAAAAAAAAAAAAACGUCCGGAUUUCAAAACGUUUGAGUGAAGCCUCGUCCGGUAGUCUCCCUGUUUUCCCGCCAAGAUUUUGAAAUGUCCCCGGUUUGUUUUUGGGGCCUACAGGAAUCCCGCCCAGACAGAACUGGUGAAGAGUGAAGAGCUUUAACCUGCUUUAACUGAAGGAUCCUCUCUGUGAUUUCCUGCAGUGAGAGCUUGUGUUUAACCCUGGACUAGUUCAGUCAGAGCGAACGCAAACAUUUAACGCUAUACCAUUUUUCAUACGCAAGACAAACUCCUCUACGUGGAAACUGUUGGCACCGUUAGAAGCCAAGGAAAGGGGUGUACAAUCUGACGAAUGAACAUACAGCCGGUUGUUGUGCCAACGUUGCUUUUCUAAAAUACUGUUGUUGUUGCCGUCUUAUGUGCUUAAUUGCCAUGUUUAUCAGGAUUAUGUUAAUACAUAAACCUGGUAGCAGUGUAUCAGCUGUUUGUUUUCAAGCGCAAGUGGUCUGUCUUUCACCGUAAUUAAUUGAAUGCAAUCCAAUCCAAUGUGCACUAUAUCUUUGCGUGGGUGUCUUGAAUAGCAUCAAAAAAAAAUCAAUCGGUGAAAAGUAUAAUGUGUCUGUCCAGCAGACCGUCUUGGAUGCCUUUUAGUUUCUGUCAUUUAGUACUAAUCAGUUUUGUUGUUGAGAAACUGCCUAUCUGUGCCUAUCUGUCGGACAGCAUACUGUACGCAUUACGUGCCAUAAUCUGCUCCACUCCUGGGAUGUAACACAAUUUCUCAUUUACGGAUGUGGGCAGUUGACAUGCCCCGCCAAGUGACCUCGCAAAACGUGUGCCGUUACUACAAUGCUGAGAACCUUUGUGUGUGUGUGUGUGUGUGUGUGUGUGUGGCGGCCAUAGAUUUCUGAAGCUUCAAGGUUUCUGCAUUUAGUUUUUGCUUUUGGCUUAAGUUCGUGAUUCUGCUUUCAGCAAAACAUUUGCAAUGAUGCCAGCAGGCAUGCGAGCGGGAGAAUGCGGGAUUCUGUUCUCGUGUCCCCAAGAGCUUCGACCUUUGACCUUUUUCCUCCUCUUGGUACGAAUGCACGGAGCACACACAGACACAGACCACAAUAGCUGGAGGAGGAAGACAUUUUGUUUUUUCCACAAAUAAACUGUGAAGCGGUCUGAUUAAAUCCAAACAAGUGAUUGAAUGUAUUGGCUGCUUCUUCGCAUACGGAUUUGAAAAUGCGCCGAGGUGAGGUGCAGUUUUCUUUUUUUUUGUUGUUGUUAUUUUCAGUAUUCAUAAACUCUCACGACCUCUCGACACUGGAAGGGGCUUUUUCCUGUUCCGAGGCCUUUUUUCAGAACCUCGCCGACAGUGUUACCGCUCGUUUGAGUCUCUCGAAGGUAGCGCGUAAGGUUUACUGACCGCACAUUUGCAGUCACCCUCCACACGUUCCCCUCCUCACCAUUUCCGCGGGCGGGAGGCCUCUCCGCGCGCUCGUCCCGCUAGUUUCUCGUCGGAUCGCUGCCGCCGAACGGCGCAUGGGGGCGGGGCGGCGGGCGCGUCUCAUUUCGACGGCUGCCGUUCCGAGGCCAGAGCGCCUUCUCUGCCUUCGGGUUUGUGGCCUCGUCGUCCGCGCCUGGCUCGCGGAAAUGCUAAACUCGGCCUUUGGCCUCGGCGUGCGUCUUUCUCGUUCGCGCGCGGUGUGUUGUCUGCAAAAACUGCAUCCUUCGACGGGUGGUGAAUUUCAGACAUCUACAAGUGUUGGCUUUGAUCUUAUCUCAGUCAUCUUAAGUUUGGGUCUUUUUAUAAAAGGGGGCGGGGGGGGGAGGGUCUAAAGGGUCAGUUAAGGACUUGCAUAUGGCCUUUUGAUGUUCACAUUCUCAGAUUGUUUUUUUUCAAUUAUCUUUUUUUUUUUUUUGUUAUCCCCAUGCAUUGUCUGCACAUUUGCACAAGCUCUUGGGGUAGCACUAGAAGUUAGUGGCCUGGGACUUCUGAACUUCUGAGACUGAAAGACUUUUACAGCCAAUUACAGCACAGUUUGCCUUAAACCUGUCGAGGAAGAGAAAAAGACAAAGAUGACGAAUGCUUGGUUUCUCAAAAAAAAAAAGACAUUUUAUUGUCGUUGUUGCUGCCAAGCAUCUUUGGUUUGAGUUGUUUUCAUACAGCAGCACCUGACUUCGUACACAAGCCUGUUAUAUAAGCUAUUGUUGGUAAUAUGGAUUUCAAAGUAAUUCUGAUUUUAUUUUUUGGUUUGUUUUUGUUCUACAUGGUUCAUCCAGGUUUAUGUAGCCAAUGAUAUCCACACACCGUAUGUGUACAAGCUUGCUCUGCAUCAAGCUUGGCCAAGAAGCAGACUAUGCUCCCUUCUCCUGUUCAUCUUUUGUCUUUCUUGUUCUUGUUUUCUUUUUCGGAAAAAAAAACUGCCUUAAAAAUGAAUAUAGAAUCUCUGCUGCUUUUGAAAAAACCAGCAUGUCAAUGUCAAAAAUUAAAAUGUCUUAAUAUAACAUGUCAGUGAUGUAAGGUUAUAUAAGCAUUUGUCAUGUGGCCCCAGAAACUAUACAAUUUUUUUUUUUUUUUUUUUGCUGCUUUUAAUUUUUUUUUAUUUUACUCAGUUUUUUUAUUUUUGUUUUUCUUGUUUUCAGAACAUUUAAAAAUGCAUAUAUUAUCUAUGUGUAUGAAGAAAAACAAAUGGAUCUUCAUUAUAGAAAAGCAAAUUUUUAUUUUAAUAUGCUAGAAAGAGUCCUUAAUCCUGUUAAUUGUUUAUUGUUAAGUGUAUUCUUGCUAGAAUGUAAAUGUAGCAUGUUGGAAACUUUAUAUAAAAACGAACCGCAAAGAGA